CAAGUGGAAGCGAUUAUUUAGAUAUAAUGAAUGUUACUGAAGAAGAUUCUCCAAAUGUUAUUUAUGCGACCACAGCGCCUGUGCGCUCCGUGAUCGGUCCGGAGACUGUGUGGCUCGUGCUCCAGUGGUUCCCCCCAAAAUCAUAUACAGCUUACGAUGGCUUCAAUAUUUACAUCCAAAGGGAAGGGAACCCUGGUCAGGUUUUCACAGUAGAAAAUGACAGUUAUGUUUUUGAGCUCGAACUCCAAGAGGCGGGAAAGUACAAUGUCAAUGUAACAACUGUCAGCUCCUUUGGAAUCUGUCCGACUAGAGAGAGCUCAACCAAGAAAGCUUUGACGUUUUACCUGAGUUCCUUUGGGAAGUGGUUUAAGGAGAUCACUGAAAGCCCUCAGAACAUCGCUGUGAAGGUGCUGAAUUCUAUUACAGCCCACGUAUCCUGGACUCACUCACAAGACAACAACUACGAUAGUAUUGUGUCAAUCGUAUCUCUGUCUUGUCAGCAGCAAUUAGAGGGCCAGAGAAUUGAGUCCCGUUAUUGCUACAAGGUAAAUCUGAGCAGUAACAUCAUUGAAAACCUAAUGCCAGGAGCGUAUUACCAGGUUGUUGUCUACUUGAAAAAUGGCCCUGCUGUUGGCCCUCCUUCUCUCCCAGUUACAUUUGGUUUGAAGCCAUCAGGAGUGAAGAACCUGAUAUUAUACCCUUUGGGCCCCACAGCAGUAGUGUUGACCUGGAGCAGACCUUACUCUGUGGUGUUUAAAAAGUACGUUGUGGAAAUGUACCACCAUGACCCGCUGAACCAAAACUCAAAAUGGAAAACCAUCCAAGAUAUUCCAUUCACAAUUGCCUUAACAACCUCGAUGACUGUGACUAACUUGCAACCAGCCUCACGUUAUGAGUUUCGUGUCACGAUGGUGUCUUGGGGAGAGCCUGAAAUGAGUUGUUGUGACCGAUCUUUGAUGAGCUACAUAACAGCACCACUAGCUCCGAAGAUUACUUGGCUGGAGUAUUCUAAGAACCUACUCUCUAUUAGCUGGACCUACGGGGACGUUACAACUGAAGCAUCCAAUUCAACCUUACCUUAUUGGCUUGUUGUAGCAGUUGGACGAAGAAUUAUUAAAAAGAGUGUGCCUCACAGCACAAUGACAACUCUGCUUCGAUUGCCUCCUGGAGACAUCUAUAACCUAACUGUGGUAGCCUACACAGAAGGGAGCAGCAACUCCUCUGCACCGCGUGUCAUCCAACUCCAACCUGCUUCUCCCAAGUCACUCUUCGCUGUCAACAAAACGCAGACAUCGGUGACGCUCCUGUGGGUAGAGGAAGGAGUCAUUGAUCAUUAUGAGGUCACGUGCAAACAGGUUGGAGCAAGAGGUGAAGGAAAGAAAGAAGAGGCCACAGUUUACUCUCCUAUUGUUACACUAACCAACCUUGUGCCAUCGACCUCCUAUAACUGCAGUGUGACCAGUGUCAGUUAUGAGCGUUACAGUGCUCCCGUUUUCAUCACUGUCUCAACAACAGUUACAGAAGUGAAUUCGAACAUGGUGGUUAUCUCUGCCCUCGCAAUACUGAGUAUCCUGCUCAUCGGACUGUUACUGAUUACACUAUUUGUUCUACGACGAAAGCACUUGCAACAUGCCAGGAAUUGUGGAGCCGGAAUAUUUGUCAAUUUCGCCACUUUGGAGAGAGAUGGGAAGUUGCCAUUUAACUGGUAUGUUCAGAGUGGAAAGGAGAGGAAUAAAUAUGCAUUGAAGAAGAGGAAACUGGCCAACCCUGUUCAGCUGGACGAUUUUGAGUUAUAUCUGAAGGAUAUGGGUAGAGACUCUGAUUACAAAUUCUCUCUGCAGUUUGAGGAUCUAAAGCUUGUGGGUCAGGAUAUACCCCAUGAUGCAGCUGAACUGCCAGUGAAUCGAUGUAAAAAUCGUUACACUAAUAUCCUGCCGUACGACUUCAGCCGAGUGAAAUUAAGAUCUCUUCACAAUGAAGAGGGCUCGGACUACAUCAAUGCUAACUACAUCCCUGGAUUUAACUCUGCACGUGAAUACAUUGCAACGCAAGGACCCUUGCCGGAGACCAGAAAUGAUUUUUGGAAAAUGAUAAUGCAGCAGAAAUCCUGUAUCAUCGUUAUGCUUACACAAUGUACUGAGAGGAGACGGGUAAAAUGUGACCAUUAUUGGCCUUUUAAUGAACAGCCUGUUGGUUAUGGGGACAUCACUGUUGAAAUGGUAUUUGAAUCAGAGCCCUCAGAUCAGCCUGAGGAGACUUAUCAGUCUGAAUGGAUCAUCAGGGAAUUCAACGUAAGCUACGCAGAUGAAAUUCAGAGAGUGAUUCACUAUAAUUACAUGGCAUGGCCAGAUCAUGGUGUGCCCAGUGCUAGUGCAACAGAGAACAUCUUACAGUUCGUACAACUGGUCAGGCAGGAGGCAAUGGAGAGACCCGGCCCAAUAGUUGUGCACUGCAGCGCUGGUGUGGGAAGAACGGGCACCUUUAUAGCUCUUGACCGACUUAUGCAGCACAUCCAGGAGCAUGAGUACGUAGAUAUCCUGGGCCUGGUGACUGAAAUGCGUACAUACAGAACAUCAAUGGUUCAGACAGAGGAACAGUACAUUUUCAUUCAUCGGUGCGUGCAGCUGAUGUGGAAAAAGAGAAAGCAACAGUAUGGCAACAGUGAUGUGAUAUAUGAGAAUUCUAGACCAUCCCAGCUAUGAAGCCUGAAAGAUUCCAAACUUUACAGCACACUGCUUUAUUCUAAGCUUCAGGUACGUCCUGGGCUUGGCUCUAACCACAGAGGACCAGUGCUAGCAAGAGAGAGCUGAUAAAAGAAAAGAACAUUUUUAAAAAAGUGCUCUGGAACAAUGCCUUAAAAGUACCUGUAGUGUCUUUGGACUGUUUCCACCAAUGAAAAUUCAGUGUGGGACCAAAUUCAUAUGAAACAAAUGUUAAAGUAGGUACAAGCAACAAGUCCAUAAUGAAGAAAUAAAGUGUAUUGCAUUCCACUGCUCGUGUUCAGUUAAUGCACCAUGUUACAAAGAUAAACUUUCACUAAACGUCUGCUUUCCAGGAAUCAUCUAGCCUUUCUUAUACAAGCCAAAUAAAACCACACUUUAAACUAAAUGGUAAAAACUGUGAAAUGACUGAGGAAUUCAUGGAAUUACUGUAUUUAUGCAAUAAAGAACAUUUGCAUCAGAGAUUGGUGAUUAAGAUGAUUUAUCUGGCACUGCAGAUCUAAUAGGUAUUCCUCAGUAAUGCACAUACUGUUGAUUAUAAAUUGAUGUUGUGUAAUGCAUUGUGUCUUGACAGUUUUGUUGUGUUGCAGAGGAGGUAAAAUUCACUGUUUUCAUUUAGCAGUUAUGAUAAAUAUUUCCCAACAUCAACACACACUGCCCUUUUGGGUGCUGAAUUUUCCUAGAUCUUAAAAAACACGAUCACAUGGCUGCACAUAAAAUUGGCGCUCUAAAUAAAAAUGCGAUGAGGGAGAAAAGAAUGCUAAUUUGAAUUUGAAUCAUGCAAAAUGUUUUAUUUUACAAAAGGUGCAACAAUGCUAUAGUUUAGCUAAUGAAUUGUCACAGGAAAUUUGCUCCCCAGAAGUAAAAGUUAUACUGGACAGUUGACAGCAAGAUUCAAACAAGCGAUUGAGAACCACAAUCCUAUAGCAGUAAGCAAACUGCUUGUCUCAAACCAGACCUGUUAAUACAGUAAGAAUUCUAAUUGUUAGUGAGAUACCAUAAUUAUUGGAGUACCAGUUUGCACCAUUCUGAAAAGAUUUUAAUUUUUUUUUAAAAAAGCAAUCAGUAAAAUUAUUGGAUGUUACCCCAUAUAAGUCUCUAGCCUUAAACCAUUAUGGUUCAAAAGCAAGAUAUCUACAAAUGCAUCUGAAGAGUAUCUAAUAAAAGAACUCCAAAUUAAAUGGAACAACCAGAUGCUGCACAACAUUUGGUUGAGUUUUAACUAAACUCCAUGAACACAACAUUAUCAAUUUUUCAAAGUUCUCGGUGAGGCAGAAGAGAAUAAGUUCUUCACAUUGAUAUACCGGUGAUGUGUUGCUCAGGCCCAAACCAGAACUGCGCCUUCAUACAACGACACCAAAAGCAACAUACCAUUUCUAAUGUUGUGCUUAAAUGAAGAUUCAGAAACAUGUGCAGCACUUGUUCUGCUGUGUCACUUUUGUACCAUUCAUAAAUCAUAUUUGUACAUUAAAUCUUUGUAUAAUAGUAUCUCUAAUUUAUUUUUUUUUGGUGGCUUGCUGUAGUGUAGAUUUUUCAGCUUUGAAUUGUACCAGUAUUGGGAAUGCACCGAUAUAAGAAAA
Messenger RNA from Hemiscyllium ocellatum (epaulette shark), 4300 nucleotides. It is a transcript of the gene ptpro, whose product is annotated as protein tyrosine phosphatase receptor type O. Bases 27 to 2702 code for a protein of 891 amino acids. Gene Ontology annotation, biological process: negative regulation of canonical Wnt signaling pathway; axon guidance; regulation of glomerular filtration. The record is from RefSeq and is a predicted model, not a curated record. The transcript has 22 exons. Gene Ontology annotation, cellular component: GABA-ergic synapse; plasma membrane; glutamatergic synapse. Gene Ontology annotation, molecular function: protein tyrosine phosphatase activity; cadherin binding; Wnt-protein binding. NCBI's taxonomy places the organism in Eukaryota, Metazoa, Chordata, Chondrichthyes, Orectolobiformes, Hemiscylliidae.